CAUCUAAAUCCCCCCCCACAGGAAUCCCAGUCAUGUACUGUUUACUAGAGGUGGUCUCUGUCUGCCCAGACAAACUCGCCCCCAGAUUUGCUGAUAAAAUCGACUGGAUUAAAAGUUUGAUGAACACAAAUAAGGAGGACAUGAGGGAACUCGCCGCCCAGCUGUAUGCCGUGGUGAUCUCCACCAUGACUGGCAAUGAGCUGCAGACAGCCGUUCAGAAUCUGGUCAAAAUCACUAAAGACAACCAUAGUCCUGAGACUCAGCAUGGCGCCAUCUUGGCUCUGGGCUACAUGGUGGGAAGGAAUCUGAGCAGAAAGAAAGCCAUGGAGGAAGAGAGGAGCAUCACUUCCCAGGAUGAUGACAAGCUAGUUUCCUUGGCGACUAAGACAAUUGGCUCCUUCCUGGACAGCAGCAGCGCCAUGUUGGCCGUAGCAGCCUGCACCUCUCUGGGAGAGAUCGGGCGGAAUGGCCCCCUGCUGAUCCCUGCAGAGGGAGAGGGCUUGACCAAACUGUCCAUCGUGGAGAACCUGCUGGCUCGCAUCACUUCUGGCAAAGAGAGCUUAAAGAUGAAGGAGCGCUCCAUUACAACCCUGGGUUAUCUUCCAGUGGGAGACGCAGACUUCCCACAUCAGAAGAAGCUGCUGCAGGGCUUGAUGGACUCGGUGGAGGCGAAGCAGGUAGAGCUGCAGUUCACAGUUGGAGAAGCCAUCACCAGCGCCGCUAUAGGAACCUGCUCUGGAGCCGCCCGGGACCCAUGGACCUGCACAGAGGACCAGUACAGCCCACAACACA
This is a messenger RNA of Cyprinodon variegatus (sheepshead minnow), 792 nucleotides long. Its product is annotated as proteasome-associated protein ECM29 homolog. Gene Ontology annotation, cellular component: cytoplasm; nucleus. The annotation marks the transcript as partial. The record is from RefSeq and is a predicted model, not a curated record. Gene Ontology annotation, molecular function: molecular adaptor activity. NCBI's taxonomy places the organism in Eukaryota, Metazoa, Chordata, Actinopteri, Cyprinodontiformes, Cyprinodontidae. The transcript is spliced from 6 exons.